AUGGAACAUCAGAAAUUAAGGAGACUACUAAAUGCGAUAGGCAUAGCACUUAUUUCCUUUACCACGCAUUGCAAAGGCAGCUGGAAUGUUUUUGAUGAGAAAUAUCUUCUGUACGACGGUGUAGAUCAGAACAUAGAAAAAAAUGAUUUAGAAGGCCCAAAGGCAGGUGAGCCUAUGCAGGCUGGAACAGAGGUUGAAAGUGUUUCCAACCCCACGCUUAAUAUACCUGGAGUGCUAGAUGAGAGAGAUAUAACGGAAAACGAAGACCUCUAUUUUCAGUCAACUCAGCUCAGUCCGCCUCUGGAUUGGCAUGCAUUUGAAGAACAAAUGAGAACGAGAGAACAGUUUGUGCAGCAGCAGUGCAUAUCACAAUACGGCGAAGAUCUAAAUGCUUCCAGUGAAAGAGAAAACUCACUUGAUGUGACUGAAAAUGGACAUAGAAUAAUGAACGAAGAGGACUUAGAUCUUGAUGACAUUGUGCUAGAGCAGAACACUUAUAACAUAUGGGAUCUAUCAAAAUCAGUAGAAGAGCUUAUAGAUAUGUAUGGAGUGUUUACACAGGCUGAACAAGACUCUAGUGUAGCUGGUAUCUUUUCUUCUCCCAUUGAGGAAAAUAAUAGUAGUAGCCCAAGAAUAGGAGAAAAAAGAAAAGCAGAUUCUUUUAUUUUUCACCCUGCGCCAGAGAGAAAGAAAGAAGAAGCUCAAAAGAAUCAGCCGCAAAUGUUUAAGGAAAGAGCUUUGUCACCGAAGAAAAAGAAUAUUAGGAUAGAGCAUCUUGACAUAGAAUUGUGGAGUGAUGUACGAUUGACCAACAAAAGAAGAGAAAGCCGCAACUUGCAUCACGAAACAGUAUACAGUCUUAGCAGUGACAACUUUGAUGAGUAUAUAAAUUCUGAAACAACAAAAUACCUCUACCAGGAAAGCAUUAGAGAGUAUAUAAAAAUAUUUUCCGAAGAUGUUACCCACCAAAUAGACCAGAAUGCAGUGUGGUACUUUAUUGCGUGCAGAAGCACAAAUGUAAUCACAAAAAACAGAGAUCUUUUGUGGUUGGACAGACUGAUUAAGGAAGAGAAUGAAGAUGAGCACAAGAAGAUGGUAGAGAAAUUUGAUGGAUACUAUCCCCAUGUGUUUGAAGACAUGCUAGCAUAUGUAGAAAAGUACAAGCCGCUGAGGGUAAUCUAUAGAUGCCCUCCAACUGAGUGGAAUGAAACCUUGGGCGAUAUUUAUAUGCGAAAAGACCUAGAUUUAAACUGCUGGAUGGUGGUAGGCCAGGAUAAAAUAAGCCAGGUAGACAGUGAGUAUUCUGCCUUAUCCUAUGCAAUGCGCAUGAUUCUAGCACUGCCUGAAGUACACCAAGACUUUUCCAAUAUUAACACAAAUCUUAUAAAAGCUACUCAAAUAUACGAUGAUGCAUCUAGAAACGAGCAAACUAGAGAAGUUCUAUUGGAUAUACAUAAGCUAGCAGAGGAAGUUACGUGCAAUGAUGAAAAAAUAGAGAAUAUGUGUGAAAAUAUUUAUAGCGCUAUUGAGAGUAUAUACAACAAAAAUAAAAAGCAAGAGUUAUCAGUACCUGAGCUAUACAAGAAUAUAUACACAAUUCUUGCAGAUUUCUACGAGAAGGUGGCAGUUAUUGAUGAAAAUAAAUAUAUCUUAGUAGGCAAAUAUGCUAUAAAGCAUCAAAGAUAUGCCAGAUGUAAGACAAUCAUAGUAUUAAAUAAAAAAGAUUCUUCUAUACAGAUCUAUGGUUUUACAUAUUCAUUUGAGAUAAAUACAUGGAGUAUUUUGCCUGUCAUAAAAUCACACUACCACGUGUACUAUGUGGACAACACAGAAAAAUGGCCCAGAAGGCUGUGCAUGCCUAUGUAUAAAAACAAUGAUAAUGAUAAAGGAUAUUAUCUGCACACAAUCGACGACAUAGUAAACCAUGUGAAGGAGCUAUUUAGAAUACAGAAAGACACUGUACAUCCUUUCAAAGUAAGAAAGGACACUAAAGAGUGGUCGUACAUCAAGAAAGAUGAACGAAAAAUAACGGUGAAAGAGCUGCCGAAAUAUCAGGUAGUGUUCUACCGCAUUGACGAAGACCUUGCCACAACAGAGUUUAAGUUUGCAGAGUUUGAGCCCUUGGUGCCGCACAUAGAGAAGAGCAUCACUCUGCCGUUGUUUCUUACGCGCCAGAUGCUGGAUGCUGAGGACUUGGGCCCUUUUGUCAAGGAAGGUGUCCAUGCAGAGUUAAAUCUGCUGAAUCUAAAAUCAGCCAUGACCCCCAAUCAGUACAAGUUUAACAAAAAGUAUGAAAAAGAAGAGUACUCAAAUGUGCACGGAUACUACAGAAACCUAUAUAUACCGCCAGAUGACGAAAAGAGGAAGACUGCUGACUGCUACAUCAUGAACUAUCAGAGUGCUAGUAGAGGAAGCACUAUUGAAGUCGAGUGGUAUGUGAAUAUGAUGGAAAAUGAAAGUGCCUAUAUGCACUGCCAAGUGAAUGAAAAGUUUAAAGAAAAAAAGAACUCAGAGAAACUCAAUAAUUUUGUUAGUAUACUAGAGUCAAGAGAGCACAACAAAGACAGUGAGCUGCAAGGUAUUUGGCUGAAAAAUAGUAAUGUAACAGAUGAUGGGUUAGAAAAGAUACAUAUGUGGCGAAUAAAUGACCAAGAGGAAAAGAAAUCGAAGAAGAGCAAAGAAAAAAUCGAAGAAAAGCUAAGAAAAGCAGAAGAGAGGUACGGAAAAGCAGAUGAAAGAUUUAACAAUGCGAAUAAUGAACUAAAAAAAUUAAAAGAGAUAAAAGAAUUAGGAAAACAAGAAGAAUUAGAAAGAAGAAUAUUGGAAAUAAAGAGAGAAAAGUCUGCGGCAAAUAGUGGAAAAUCUAGAGCAAGAAUCUGUCUAAAAUCCUUGCAAAAAGAAAUAUACGAAGAAUUUUCUGAAAAGCCGGAUGGCCAGCUAGAGUUCAUAGUAUUCCACAAUGUAAAUAAAAGUAAGUCCAAUCUAGGAGCACAUAACGAGAUACUUGACGUUUUAAUAUCAGGUUAUGAGCCGAAAAGGAAUUAUUCCAAAAAUAAAUAG
Nematocida minor is the source of this 3060-nucleotide messenger RNA. RefSeq lists its product as uncharacterized. Lineage: Eukaryota; Fungi; Microsporidia. The transcript has a single exon. The coding region runs from base 1 to 3060 and encodes 1019 amino acids. The record is from RefSeq and is a predicted model, not a curated record.